GCGAUGUGCGGGCCGACAAUAGAAGCGAGUAGUGUAAAAACCAGGCAAGCUGGGCCGCCCAAAAGUUUGGUUAGCGAGCCAAUCAUCAGAUGGGCGCAGAUCUCAGGGACAAAUGCCAGACCCUUUGAACGGCCCGUCCCAAGGGCAUCCUCCCCUUCAACUCUCAGGAUCGCCUUGACCGCCGGACUACUAACCAUAACAACACUAGUACUAUAAAAAUUAGAGAAGAACGCGUGAGCCAAAAGUCACCGAUUUAGACACCAAUUUAGAAAGCCGAAGAGAAGAAGAGAGCUGGUUCAUGUAAGUUUAAAGAAAAAAAAAUUCUCCCAAAUUUUUAACAAGAUAUAAACAAAAAUAAUAAUAAGGGAGGGGAGAGAACUCAGUGUUUCGAAUCGGCCUUUGGAUAUUCAGAUCCGAGCAUCGUCGGGCGAUAGCCAUGUCAUCAUCCUCCGUCUUCUCCACCGUCCGAUCCUUCUCUCUUUUAGUCUUCGUUUUCUUCUUCCUCUCUCCCGCUUUCGCUUCCGAGUCUGAUCACAAGUAUCAACCAGAUGAUCCAAUUACCCUAUGGGUAAAUAAAGUUGGUCCAUACAACAAUCCACAAGAAACAUAUAACUAUUACAGCCUUCCAUUUUGUCAUCCGGGUAUCAAUCCUGCGCACAAAUGGGGAGGUCUUGGUGAGGUCCUUGGUGGAAAUGAACUGAUUGAUAGCCACAUUGAUAUAAAGUUCCAAAAGAAUGUGGACAAAAGUACCAUUUGCCAACUGGAACUUGAUGAAGCAAAGGUCGGACAGUUCAAGGAUGCAAUUGAGAACAGUUAUUGGUUUGAAUUCUUCGUGGAUGACCUGCCUUUAUGGGGCUUUGUUGGCGAGCUGCAUCCUGGUAAGAACAGUGAUAAUGGCAAGCAUGUCCUUUACACACAUAAGAAUAUUGUUAUUAAAUACAAUAAGGAUCAGAUUAUUCAUGUAAAUCUGACUCAGGAGAGUCCAAAACCGCUGGAAGCAGGGAGAAUACUGGACAUGACAUACUCUAUCAAAUGGAUUCCGACUAAUAUCACUUUUGCUCGUCGCUUUGAUGUUUAUUUGGACUAUCCUUUCUUUGAGCACCAAAUCCAUUGGUUCUCUGUUUUCAAUUCAUUCAUGAUGGUUAUCUUCCUCACUGGUUUGGUGUCAAUGAUCUUGAUGCGAACUUUGAGAAAUGACUAUGCAAAGUAUGCUCGGGAAGAUGAUGAUCUGGAAACUUUGGAAAGGGAUGUGAGUGAAGAGUCUGGUUGGAAACUUGUCCAUGGUGAUGUUUUCCGGUCUCCUCGCAAUUUGGUUCUGCUUUCUGCCAUUGUUGGCACUGGUGCUCAGCUAGCAUUGCUUGUUCUCCUUGUCAUCUUAUUGGCAAUUGUGGGAACGUUGUAUGUUGGGAGAGGAGCAAUUGUCACUACUUUUAUACUGUGUUAUGCUUUUACAUCAUUCAUUUCUGGUUAUGUGAGUGGUGGAAUGUACUCUCGCAAUGGGGGUAAAAGUUGGAUAAAGUCAAUGAUCCUUACGGCAUCUCUCUUCCCAUUUUUGUGCUUUGGGAUUGGUUUCAUCUUGAACACAAUCGCUAUAUUUUAUGGAUCUCUGGCAGCUAUUCCUUUUGGUACAAUGGUGAUUGUUUUUGUAAUUUGGGCUUUCAUUUCAUUCCCCCUGGCCCUUCUUGGUACGGUUGUUGGAAGAAACUGGAGUGGUGCUCCAAAUAAUCCAUGCCGUGUGAAGACCAUUCCUCGCCCAAUUCCAGAGAAGAAAUGGUAUCUUACUCCUUCUGUGGUCUCUAUGAUGGGAGGACUUCUGCCGUUUGGCAGCAUAUUCAUUGAAAUGUAUUUUGUCUUCACAUCCUUCUGGAAUUACAAGGUUUAUUAUGUCUAUGGUUUUAUGCUGCUGGUCUUCAUGAUUCUCAUCAUUGUAACCGUUUGUGUGACAAUUGUGGGGACAUAUUUCUUGUUAAAUGCUGAGAACUAUCACUGGCAGUGGACGUCAUUCUUCUCUGCUGCCUCAACAGCAGUCUAUGUGUAUUUAUACUCUGUAUACUACUACUAUGUGAAAACCAAGAUGUCAGGCUUCUUCCAGACCAGCUUCUACUUCGGAUAUACUUUGAUGUUUUGCCUUGGGUUGGGAAUUCUCUGUGGGGCUGUUGGUUAUCUUGGUUCUAAUUUGUUCGUGAGGAGGAUCUACAGAAACAUAAAGUGUGACUAGAACUUUGCUGUUGGAAAGUAGAACCACCAGUGCUUCCAUGAGCAUUUUUAGUUGUCAAGGCAAUAUACGUCGAGAGGAAGCUUCUGGUCAGGUAUGGGAGACCCUGGAAAGCCUACAGAUGAAAUCACAGGGUUUGAUGGUAGGGAUGUAUUCUUGGUUCUCUGGACUAGAUGAAGCCCUGAGAUUUUUGUUUUGCCACAUUUUCUUUUACUCGGCUGUAAUUGGAAGCCCUGAUUUAGAAUUCAGAUAUUGUUUUAUAAUUCAGAAGGUAGCGAAAAUAUUAGACUCCAAUGACUAGUUACACUUUUCUCCUUGACCCCUUUUCAUGUAGAUGUGUCCUGUGUAAUAACUAAUGGCUAAGUUCCCUUUGGAUUUGUUAUCCUAUUUGCACUUUUUUUUUUUCGGGGAUAAGGAACUUAUCAAGGAAUUCAGUAAAUGGGUGUUUUUUUUUUAAUUAUUAUUAUAUGCGUAUUGCAGUAUUUCCUGGCACAUGUUUCUCAUCUCAUAUAGUUUUUUCCUGAUGUGUCAUUCAAUCUUUAUGCAGUACAAAUUUUUAUGCCAAGUUUCAACUUUCAAUCUCGGCCAAACUGUCUCAGCCAAAAAGAAUUAAGAGGUUCUGGUACUUGGAGACUGAAUGAAGCCAACAUUAAUAUGUUGGUAUGUGUUACUCUCUGGAGUAUUUUCCGCUGUCAAUCUAUCAAUGAAUAAAAACCUCUUAACAAUUUUAACGGUGGAGAUGGUCUGAGGUUAUGUUGCAUUUACUAAAUUUAGUGGUGUGGCAUUUGCCAAGGGGCCCAUUAGGUGUCUUCGGAAGUUCACUAUCACUGCAUCUUUUGAGCUCCGAAUUUGUGUGAUCUGCUGCAUAAUCUUGUGGUAAUGAAGAACAUUUGGUGUUCGAGAAAGUCCAAUUGUUUCUGCUGGAUCAGGUUUUCUACGAGAAGACUUUGGUACAAAGUCGUAUUAGUGCUUUCAGUAGAGCCCGGAAAAAAAAAAAAAAAACCCAUGGUUUCUUCUCUU
Messenger RNA from Durio zibethinus, 3235 nucleotides. Its product is annotated as transmembrane 9 superfamily member 1-like. Lineage: Eukaryota; Viridiplantae; Streptophyta; Magnoliopsida; Malvales; Malvaceae. The record is from RefSeq and is a predicted model, not a curated record. Gene Ontology annotation, cellular component: trans-Golgi network; membrane; endosome. Gene Ontology annotation, biological process: protein localization to membrane.